AUGCUGAAAUUCUUCCAGAAGCAUUUGGUCAACCGCUUGGCAGAACUCAACCGACGAAGGCCACGGCUGGUAUCGAAAGACGGAAGGUGCAACAUAGAGUUUGGGCAUGUGGAGGAGCAAUCCCGGUUUGUGUUCUUGCUGGACAUCUGGACCACGGUCCUGGACCUCAGGUGGAGAUACAAAAUGACCAUCUUCAUCACCGCAUUCUUAGGCAGCUGGUUCCUCUUUGGUCUGCUUUGGUACGUCGUGGCAUACAUACACCAGGAUCUGCCAGAGUUCAGCCCUUCGGCAAAUCACACGCCAUGCGUUGACAAUAUCAACGGCUUGACAUCUGCUUUCCUCUUCUCCCUGGAGACCCAGGUCACGAUUGGCUAUGGUUUCCGGUGUGUCACGGAACAGUGCGCCACAGCAAUUUUCCUGCUGAUCAUACAGUCUAUCCUAGGAGUCGUCAUUAACUCCUUCAUGUGUGGGGCUAUCUUGGCAAAGAUCUCCAGGCCCAAAAAACGGGCCAAAACAAUCACUUUCAGUAAAAAUGCCGUGAUUAGCAAACGUGGUGGGAAACUGUGUCUGUUAAUCAGAGUGGCCAAUCUCAGAAAAAGCCUUCUGAUUGGGAGUCACAUCUAUGGCAAGCUCUUGAGAACUACCAUCACGCCUGAAGGUGAGACCAUCAUCUUGGACCAGGUCAAUGUCGACUUUGUUGUUGAUGCUGGCAACGAGAACCUCUUCUUCAUCUCUCCCAUGACUAUCUACCAUAUCAUUGACCAGACGAGCCCCUUCUUUCACAUGGCAGCAGAUACCAUCCUUCAACACGACUUUGAGCUGGUGGUGUUUCUAGAUGGGACUGUGGAAUCAACCAGCGCAACCUGCCAAGUCAGGACAUCCUACCUCGCAGAGGAGGUGCUGUGGGGCUAUCGCUUUGCUCCAAUUGUCUCCAAGACCAAAGAAGGGAAGUAUAGAGUCGACUUCCAGAACUUCAGCAAAACUGUGGAAGUGCAGACCCCCCACUGUGCCUUCUGCCUCUACAAUGAGAAAGAUGCCAAAGCCAAAGCCAAGAUGGGAUUCGACAACCCUGGCUUCCUAAUGCAAGAAGUCAACGAAACCGAUGAAACAAAAAUGUAA
This is a messenger RNA of Hemicordylus capensis (graceful crag lizard), 1119 nucleotides long. It is a transcript of the gene KCNJ1, whose product is annotated as potassium inwardly rectifying channel subfamily J member 1. Gene Ontology annotation, cellular component: plasma membrane. The transcript has a single exon. Bases 1 to 1119 code for a protein of 372 amino acids. Gene Ontology annotation, molecular function: ATP-activated inward rectifier potassium channel activity. Gene Ontology annotation, biological process: regulation of monoatomic ion transmembrane transport; potassium ion import across plasma membrane. The record is from RefSeq and is a predicted model, not a curated record. NCBI's taxonomy places the organism in Eukaryota, Metazoa, Chordata, Lepidosauria, Squamata, Cordylidae.